Molecule: messenger RNA, 5101 nt
Organism: Python bivittatus (Burmese python)
Lineage: Eukaryota; Metazoa; Chordata; Lepidosauria; Squamata; Pythonidae
Gene: IDUA
Product: alpha-L-iduronidase
Biological process (GO): carbohydrate metabolic process
Molecular function (GO): L-iduronidase activity
Source: RefSeq, a predicted model, not a curated record
AAGGACGGGUUGCUGAUCCAGUGACGCCAUUCACACAUGACACUUAAGUCGGCAGGCAAAGCGCGUGAGCAUCUCCUGGCUUCGGGAAUGACGGGCUAAGAGAGGACAAGCUGUCGGCCCGUUGGCGCAAAUACUGUGGGACGCAGCUGCGGCCGAUCCGGAGCCAUUCGGAUUGGGCAAUAGUUGUGGAGGUUGCACCAAGGUUUUCACAGGAAAGAGGGAAAAGCGGAGUAUGUAUUGCGCAUCCUUUUCCAUCCGCGAUCCUGUCAGCCACAGACCUAAUCAGAACCGGAUCACAAUUUUAUCUGGGCCUAUCAAAUUAACGCAGCCUAUUAAUUUGUGCAAGGAGUGGAGUUUUGCAGAACUCUUCCUCUGGCACAUGAAGACAAGAAGUCUUAAGGAAGAAGAUAUUCAAAAGAUUAGGCUGAAGAGUUAAAGUCAUGAGUCCUCCUCUACCACACAGGCGAGCAGAUUUGUUUAAUCUCAGUAAAGACCAAAUAAUUAAUUUGGCUUAUAUUUCUUCUGUGCCACAAAAUGGUAUUGAACAAAUUCGAAUCCAUUGGCUGCUGGAACUUAUACAAGCUGGGGUGAUAAAUGGGACACUUCACUACAAUUUCACAAACCUGGAUAACUUUAUGGAUCUUCUUUGGGAAAACAAGCUACAUCCUGGUUUUGAAUUGAUGGGAAGUCCUUCAGGAUACUUCACUGACUUUGAUGAUAAAAAGCAAGUGGUGGAAUGGAAGAACCUGAUUGUACAAUUGGCCAAAAGAUAUAUAGAGAGGUAUGGAUUGAAACAUGUGUCUAAGUGGAAUUUUGAGACUUGGAACGAACCAGAUCAUCAUGACUUUGACAAUGUAUCAAUGACUGUAAAUGGAUUUCUCAACUACUAUGAUGCUUGUUCUGAAGGAUUAAGGGAAGCUAGUUGUCAGCUAAAAUUGGGAGGCCCUGGAGAUUCCUUUCAUCCAUUUCCAAAAUCUCCAAUAUGCUGGAACCUCCUUAGUCAUUGCUACAAUGGCAGUAAUUUUUUCACUGGAGAGACGGGAGUCCGGCUAGACUACAUUGCCAUGCAUAAGAAGGGAGCAGGGAGUUCUCUUCAUAUCUUGGAACAGGAAACUGAGGCCAUGGGACAGAUCCAGAAGACCUUUCCCAAUUUUGCCUUGGUGCCUAUAUACAAUGACGAGGCUGAUCCCCUAGUAGGAUGGUCGAUUCCACAGCAGUGGAGAACUGAUGUGACCUAUGCGGCCAUGGUGGUAAAGGUAAUUGCUCAGCAUCAAAAUCUUCUGAUUGCUAAACCCAACAAUACCAUCAACUACACUUUGCUAAGCAAUGACAAUGCAUUUCUGAGCUACCAUCCAUAUUACUUCACCCAGAGGACCCUUACGGCACGCUUUCAGAUGAAUAACACAAAGCCCCCACACGUCCAGAUGGUGAGGAAGCCGGUGCUGACAGUAAUGGGCUUACUGGCUCUUCUAGGGGAAGAGCAAAUUUCUGCCAACAUUUCCAGUCACAAAUCAGAAGACUGUAAUGCUUUGGGAAUACUAGCCAGCUUGCACAAACCUUCAGGACUACAAUUGUCAGACAGUUGGCAAGCCUCAAUACUGAUCUAUUCAAGCAACGAUAACAAGACAUCCUCAAACAUCAGCACUGUGAUUCUGAAUGUAGCCAAUUAUCCUAAACACAGAGAACUGGUGUAUGUAACGUACUACAUGGAUAACAACCUAACCAACCCAUAUUUGAAAUGGAAGAAAAUGGGAAUGCCGGACUUUCCCUCUCAGAUGCAAUUGGAGCAAAUAAGAGAUGCUGAGGACCCUCUAGUGAAAGGGCCAUUUCCACUACCUGCAAAAGGCCAUUUGAUGCUGAAGCAAGAACUUCCAAUUCCAGCUGUCUUCCUCCUUCAUAUUUGUGCAAAGCCCCUCUCUGCUCCUAGCCAGGUGAAUGGGGUUCGCUUCAUUGGUCUCAUGAAGGGGCAAGUUCUGAUAACAUGGGAUGACAGCUGUGUGAAUUCAAAAUGUUUGAAAAAAUUUGAAGUGAUGUUUUCAGCGGAUGGGGAAAAGUAUCAGCAAAUCAGUGUCAAGGACAGCAUAUUUACAAUGUUAAUCUACAGCCCAGGAACAACGGUCAUGGGCUAUUACAAAGUGCGUGCUGUGGAUUAUUGGGACAGGCCAGGUCUGUUUUCUAUCCCUGUGUUCUAUAGAGAACCAUCUUAGAAAGAAGCAAAAAUGCCCACCAGAAGUUAUGUACUUAAAACUGCAAGUUUCAGGGAGCUUUUUAUUACAGGCCUAACCCUUAAAAGGAUGGUUCUCAUGUCCUUGACAACAUUCUUCUCCCUUCUUUGGUUCAGUUUUCUGUUCUUCCUACACCAACAAUAUGGAGAGAUUCUUCUCUCCCAGAACAUCUUUAAGCACUCUUUUGGAAUCACACCCAAGAAAUGAUGAGAACAAAGUAGAGUAUUGCUGAACUCCAUUUUCUUGCCUAGAUUGCUAUAGUUGGCAACAAGCCAGUCCAAUUAUUACCUGGAGUGAAAUAAUGAUAAUUUCAAGCAGUAGAAUCUGGGUUGCAUGAAAACAAGGUGGAUUUGUUAAUCUUUCCUUAAAGCUAUGUAUGUAAGUGUGCACCAUUUAAAUUUCCAGCCAUAAUAUCAUAUUCAUAGAAAACCAACCUCAGAAUGAGCACUCAUCCCCACAACUCCGGUGCAGCUCAAAGAAGGUCCCAUUCUAGAAGCACUGAGCUUCUUCCUGAGCCUCGGAAUAAGGAAGCUUCACCCGCCUCAGUCCACUUCAUUCUUUUCUUCAAACUUUGUGUCAUCCAAAUACAUCACACGCUCCCUUUUUUGUGGUAUCAGGAAGGAGGGCCUCCCCCAUUCUUAAGUCCAUCAAAGUUUCUCAGCACACCUCGACCUUUGCAGAGAGUGGAAGGCAGCAGAAAUGAUGAAUAGCCCAGCUGAAUACUUGUGUAAGGAGAAACUUCCCUGUGAAGCUUGCAUUAAACAAGGGCAAUUUUAGCACAGGGAUUGUAUUUUCAAUAAAUAUUUAUUUGCACGACAAAGAGUUUACUUAGAGGUGGGUGAGGGAACAUAUUCAGAUUUUCCUGUCAGAAUAUUUAGGAAUGCCUUACUAGAAAAUGUGUGUCAUUCUAAUACACUAGUCUUAAAAGACAAACUCUCUUCUCAGUAUGCUGUAACUGUUUCUUAUCUUUUCUCUAAUGAGCUAGAGUGCCAGGAGGGUCCACAGGAUAUGGUCAAAAAAGUCAAGAUGGUGGCCACAACAGUGUGAUCAAAGCUCCACCUGUUUUGUAUGUGCAUUGCAGAGCUUUGAUCACACUGUAAUGGCCACCAUCUUGACUUUGUUGACCACACUCUGUGGACCUCCCUGGCACAGUAAUGGCAACAUUUUGGCUUUUUGACCACAUCUUGUGGGAUGUCCCUGCAUUGUGUUCAGCACUGUUAGCUUUAUAGUAGAGGGAUCCUCAGUGAACAGAACAGAGGGUUAAAACAAUGAGUAGCUCUUUGUGUUGCAACAUAAGCAAGUAGAAUGGUGAGAAGUUUGAGUCAGAGAAUGUUCAACUCAAAUUUCAUCUCAGCUACAAGCUUACUAGGUUUUUUUUAGAUGACCCACUUCUAAGUGUUUGUAAAGAUUGCCAAUUGAAGAGAGAAAAAAUGAGCAAAAUGACUUAUCUUCUGGGUGGGAAACAAAGGAUAGAGACCAGAACUGAGGGCGUCAGAGCCCGAUAAUUUUUUUUUUUAAGUUAUCUUUGAAAAGGUUAAGAGGAAUCACAGCGAUGGUACAAAACUUUUUCCACCAGUCCGAACAUAUAAGGUCUGAAUUAUCAGAAAUAACUUUUGCCUUCAUUGGCGAAAAGGUCUUUUAUUUUGACUGUAGGAAUUCAAAUGUUCAGCUUUGAUGCUAAAUGUAAAUUUUACAUAAAUAAAGAUUUUCUAUAAAAAUAAAGUUGCACAUACAUUUAUAUGAGAGCGAUUGGUGAUCCACGUAGCCUGGAAACGUUUUAGUCAAGCGAACGUUACAUCAUCUAAUUCCAUUUCAAGCAUGCUUACUAUACACAUAGUUCCAACCUGUUCCUACAGUGACAAGUAUACAAUUCUUGUUUGGCAUUUUACAUCUGCAUCAUCGUGAAAUGGUCAAGAAAGCGUUACCGUGAAGUGAAAGUUUCUGUACAACCACUAAUUGUUCACAGGAGUGCAGUCCUUUCCAUGGCUUCUCAGGCAGCCUCAGAAUGAGUUCCAUAGGUGAAUAUGAAAUCAGUACUGGUUUGCAUAUCUGAAAUGGUCAUCACCGGUCACGUAAGCGCCCCCCUAAAAACCCUUCACAUCCUCAUAUAUGAGUACAAGCCCAGUAUUUUUCAGUGGACAGCAGUUCAUAUGUUUAGGUGAGAGUCAUUAAGUAAUGCGUGUGAAUUAACAACUCCAUGAGUGUGCAACUGGCUGGCAUUAUGAAAGCCUACCCCAGUGAACUAGACAUGUGAGUCUUUCCCUUCUCGAAUAUGGUGGAAUUGGUGUGUUUCUCAUCCUGCCCACCCAUGCUAUGCUAGCUAUCCAUAGAAAAGCUUGUGAUUAUUAUGACUAUUAUAAUAUUAUGUAAAGGUCUCUCCUAAAGCCAAGGUUGCAAAUCUAAGUAGAAAGGAAGAAAAAGGAAAGGAUCACAAGGUUUAUUCAUUGAAAUGAAUUCUUAUCUUUAUUCAUUCAAAUGCUUAUUCUUGCAUAUUUAUAAAUUAAAUUGCAGCAUUAUAAGGACAAUUGUGACCAUUUUUUCCAUAACUUCCAAGAUACUACCAAUAGGAAUUGAAGAAAUUGUUCCAAGGAAGGGAAGGAGGAGCUGCCUAACCUAAAUGAUACUUGUACUCUGGCGUCAUCCAUAAACUACAUCCUGCAUCUGUAGGAGGUGAAAUGGUUAAUUUUGGAACAACUGAGGGAUUUGGAAAUGAUUAUAAGGAAGGUAUGCUUUUGUUUUAAGGAUCUUUAAGCACAGGCUGAUUAAUGGAUGCAAUGCCCUUUUGACCAACAUCAAAAAAAACCCCUAGCUCAAGCUUAGAAAAUAAAUGUAGUUGAGUAUAAUUUUCUGAUAGACUAGACCAGUGUUUCUGAACC